AAAAAAACCAAUACACAAAAUCAUGUCCAAACGGAUCCAAUCCUUUUUCCAACCCAUCCCCAAGAAACCUAAAGUGGGACCCACCUCACCUGACCCGUCUCAACCCUCAAACCCUCUCAAUAUACAACAUCAGCAUCAACAACAGGAACUGGAAGAACAGGAAGAACAGCCACCACCACUAACCCACCACUCAAGCUACCCCUUCCCAAUCCCCAGCCUAUCACCCCACCUAUCUAAAGCCCUAACAAACAUCUCCACCACCCUCAACCCCCCCAAACCCAUAACCAACCACCCCCACCUCGACCUCCUCUACUUCCAACCCCUUCUCCCACCCCAAACAGCGAAAACUCUCUUUUACUUCCUCCGCAACUCCCUCCCCUUCUACAAAGUCCAAUACACAAUUCACCGAGGAAAGACACCAACAAAGAUAACCACACCAAGAUUCACAACCGUCUUCGGGGUCGACGCCACCUCCACUUUCACAGCCGACCAAGAAAAGACCACCCUUCUCGACACAAAAAUCAACCUCCCAAUCCCAAAAACAAAAUACAAAUGCAAUCCCCGUCCAAUCCCGCCAUGCCUAGACCAUCUCCGACAAGUCGUCCAAACAGCAACCCAAACCCCAAAGGACUACUACAAUUUCAUCUUGAUAAACUACUACGCAAGCAAUACAGAUAGUAUAAGCUAUCAUUCUGACGAUGAGCGAUUCCUCGGUCCAAACCCUAGUAUUGCGUCUUUGUCUCUCGGGGCCAAGAGGGAUUUUCUGUUGAAACAUAAACCGGGGGUUGAGGCGGGUUCGCCGUUGAAGUUUCCUCUGGCUAGUGGUGAUAUGGUUGUUAUGAGGGGGGAGACGCAGGCGAAUUGGUUACAUAGUAUUCCUAAACGGGCCGGGGAGGGAGGGGGGAGGAUUAAUGUGACGUUUCGGAGGGCGUUGGUGGUUGGGGGGACGGAGAAUUAUUAUAGGUAUAAUGUUGGGGAUGGGGGGGUUUGGAGGUGGGAUGAUAAGAAGGGGAGGAUGGUGAGUGUUGAUGAGGAGGGGGAGAAGGGUAUUGGGAGUGGGUAG
This is a messenger RNA of Aspergillus caelatus, 1063 nucleotides long. RefSeq names its product alpha-ketoglutarate-dependent dioxygenase AlkB family protein. Lineage: Eukaryota; Fungi; Ascomycota; Eurotiomycetes; Eurotiales; Aspergillaceae. Gene Ontology annotation, biological process: DNA repair. Bases 23 to 1063 code for a protein of 346 amino acids. The transcript has a single exon. The record is from RefSeq and is a predicted model, not a curated record.